This is a messenger RNA of Lachancea dasiensis, 930 nucleotides long. The record is from the annotation of a GenBank genome assembly. NCBI's taxonomy places the organism in Eukaryota, Fungi, Ascomycota, Saccharomycetes, Saccharomycetales, Saccharomycetaceae.
AUGGAUCAUGGCAAAUUAUCGAGAGCAAUGGCGAUUGCCCUUUUUGAAAGAGCCUACGAUAGACGAUUUGUCAUAGAGUUAGAAGAUUCGAUGAUCUCGUUCAUGGAUUCGGGCCUAACAUCAUAUCAACUCGAGUCAAUGAACUCCUAUUUUAGGCUACUGGCCCAUCAGGUUGCCGAAUAUCACGGUCUUAGACAUGAACUAGCUAAAAACAAUGAUUCGUGCGUGGUGGUUUUUAAGGGAGAGUCGUUUGUGCGGGACGUGAACAAAGUGCCGUUGCAGAAACUUGAUCCUUCGGAGGCAAAAUGUGAUAAUUGGUCGCAGGCCUCGAGCGAUUCCGAAGGGGGUGAAAUUGGACAAUGGAAGGGCCCCAAUAAAUGGAAGCCAAAAGUUCCUCACCACCAUCGAGUCAAAGAUCAAGUUCUAGCCUCGCAGAACGGCCUCCCAACAACUCCUAAGAAAUCUACUGUGGUAGAUGAUGACUCCCCCCAACCACAUCAGUUCGAAACGUCGAGAUAUAGGUUCAGACGCCAACAGCAAGCUUCUCCGGCACAGGGGCCCCGGAGGAGAAAAUCUUACAAAAACACAAACACUUAUAUGGGGCCCCAAAUGUUUUACCAAGCACCUCCCAUUAUUCCUCCAAAUUUUGCGAUGCCUUAUAUGCUAUACAAUUCCUAUCCAAUGAUUUACAUGCCACCGGAAAAUCAAUAUUCACAAUACCCUCAGGGGCCUCUCUCGAUGCCAGCAGGCCAAUUUAACUAUGGUCCAUUACCAGAAGGACCAUUGGCUGACUCUUCGAAAGGUGGCAGCACCUUAUUUACCGGGAAUAAGCUCGACAUCGAGAUAAACGCACCCAGUGAAUCCACUAGUGUUGGUGGGGAGGAAGCUUUCAAUGAGAGACCUAGAAGCUCUUACUCGCCUUUCAAUUAA